AUGACCUUUACGCACCCGCAAUCAUUUGUGAAUAUAGACGCGUACAAGAAGACAAUAAAGCACGAUGCACAGUUCCACCAAUACACUACCGACGAGACCAUUGCGAUCCGCUCAAAACUUCUAGACUGGUACGACAGUAAUCAGCGGAUUUUACCUUGGAGGGUACCAUCG
This is a messenger RNA of Sphaeroforma arctica JP610, 171 nucleotides long. RefSeq lists its product as hypothetical. Lineage: Eukaryota; Ichthyosporea; Ichthyophonida. The record is from RefSeq and is a predicted model, not a curated record. The annotation marks the transcript as partial. The transcript has a single exon.